This is a messenger RNA of Saccostrea cuccullata (small rock oyster), 5703 nucleotides long. Its product is annotated as tetratricopeptide repeat protein 14-like. Gene Ontology annotation, molecular function: nucleic acid binding; protein binding. The coding region runs from base 1195 to 5253 and encodes 1352 amino acids. The transcript has 14 exons. Lineage: Eukaryota; Metazoa; Mollusca; Bivalvia; Ostreida; Ostreidae. The record is from RefSeq and is a predicted model, not a curated record.
CGAGUUAAUAAAUCCGUGUUUUCUUUAAAGAGUCAUGAACGUGUUAGACAGUGUAUUCUUGAUUGUAUUUGAAAACUAAAACAGAAACUUAUCCUUAUAAAUCGUGUCAACUGUGUUUUGUACCAUGCUUAUACAGUUACACUCGUUUGUUUGAACACGAAAUAAAAGAAUCGAAGUAAAAUAAAGGAAAUGCGAAGUAAAUUAAUGCUCCCAGCUCGUUGCAGAAAUAAUUAGUUAAAUUAUUACAUAUAUUUAUUUAUAUCUUCGUUUACUUCUCGAUCUCGUUAUCUUGAAUGCAUGCUGUGACAUCCAGUACGAAUAUAUCAGGUAUGCUUAGUUUUAAUUAUAUCCAUUGUAAAUAUAUGUAGAUCUACUUCAGAAGUUGUCACACAUUAAAUAUUUCAUUUCUAAUUCUUUAGGAGACCAAAAGCUGCAUAUUGUCAAGUUGGCCAAGUAAUGGAAAUGUGCAAGACUGAAAAUUAGCUGUUAUUUAAAUAUAUAUUGUAUGGAAUUUAAAUUGAUUUUAAUAUAUUUUUUUGUUUAAAUUGUACAUAAUUAUAUAUUUAUCAUAUCAAAAUGAUGUAAAGAAAAUUACAAUUUGGCUUAUUUAUAUGUGGGGAGAAACUAGAUUUGAAUGUCUCGAGACUGAAAAAGAUGAUUUCUGAUGUAUAAGACAUGCUAAACGAUGGACCACGCCAGUGAAGAGCUAUAUAUCUUACCAAAUCUUCCUUUAGUCAUGAUGUGAAGUGAGUAGUAUACAGUGGUUACCUGAAAUACAUGCUGCUUUGGAAGCAUUCCUGUAGCCUUGGAAGAUGUCAGACAGAGAAUUAAAAAUGAGGAAUUCAUCUGCAACACUCGUAAAGAAUGGAAACAAAAAAGUAAUGUAUACAGAGAAGACGGCAAUGGGAGGUGUUUUCAUUAAGACUGAUUUGAUAUUACCUGAUGACGACGCUCUUUCAAGAAGGCUGACAUUUCCUAUGAUGUUAGAAGAAUUUGAGCAAUUGAUGACAGUACAUCUACAGGAAGGCAAAUGAUUGAAGAGCUUGAACAAUCGCUAGUGUUGUUGAGGACUACCAUUUAGGGAGAAAGGGAAAUAAGAUGCCCUCCUAAAAUACGAAAAUAAUGUAGCAAUAAAAAAGAUGUAUAAUUUUAUUGAUCAAUGUCUUGGAAAAGACCAGGUUAUAAGUUGUCACCAUGGACUCUGGACUUCUGGGUCAGGCAGUACAGUACCACGGACCAGAACUCGUGAGAUGUCUACAGAUAGAGCAGCAGCAGGUGCCCAGUAGCAUGACGGAACACCUCGGUAGAUACCGCCAACGACAGCACGUCACGACAGGGCUUCGAGGAGAUAUAUCCCAGAGAAUACAGAGUUUUGUGGCUAAGAAGGCAGAUUAUUUGUUUACACAUCUAGAAGAUGCUUCAGUAGAGCCACCAGUAUCCACUGAUGAAGAUACUUACGCCAAGAUGCCGCCUAUUGAGUCAUUCAUGGGGGUGGACUGGACCGCUGCCAGAAGACAUUUCUUCAAUAGUUUAGAGAGAUACGACAUUGUGAUAGGGGUCGUGACCUCCUCACUGGAGAGUGGACUUGUCCUGACUCUCCUCUGUCUGGAUAACGACAAAGCUCGAGAUAUCGACGAGAUGAAAUUAACGGCAUUCUGUCCCGCAAAGGAGCUCCCUAGGGUCCCAUAUCAGAGCCCCACAGAGGCUUUUACUGUCAAGGACAAAGUCAGAGGUGUGGUAGUGAAUGUGAACUCGGAGUCCGAACGCAUCAUUGUCUCGUUAAAUGAGAGAGCUCUCUCUGAGGAACAGGAGCACAUUAAAUUGGGUUUAAUUAAUGCAGAUGAGUUUCCUGUGCAGUAUAGGCGUAAGUUACAUAUUCGCGGUUUGACCUUUGAUGAACUCCUUCAUUCGAUUCUGGGGUUUAACAACAUGGGAAACGUGCCCUACCUAUUGGGGGUACUGAAGCUAGAGGACUCGUCUUCCUACAUGAGAGGCCUGCAUAAAUUGAAACUUCCGGAGAAAGAGAUGGCUGAGGGACUGAGAAAACAGCAAUCCCAAAAGUGGGCACUUCAGAGUGUUGCAGAAGGUAUCAAAUAUUUUAAGAUGGGAAAGCAAACAGAAGCGAUGCAAUACCUGAAUAAAGCACUACAGAUUGAUGCAUUAAAUGUGGAAGCUCUAACUGCUAGAGGGGCCCUGUAUGCAAACAAUGAGAGCUACACUAAAGCUAUGGAAGACUUUGAAGAAGCUUUAAAAAUAAACCCCAACCAUCAGAAUGCUAAGAAGUACAUGUAUGAAACAUUACUAGCCGUAGCCCGAAUGAAGGAGGACAUAGAUAAUUUUGAGGAGGCUGAGAUGUACAUAAAGAGGGCCCUGGACAUAGAACCUCAGUCUGUAGAGGCCAGGGAGGCCCUCCGAUUCCUACUCUACAAAAAGGAUCGACAGCAUAUGAGUGACCGUCACCGCAAACAGUCGCGAUAUGAUGACGGGAGAGAUUCAGAUGAGGAAAUGUUUAUGGAUCGCACCACAGCGACACUGAAAAAGUUAAUUAACGAGGACAGAAGCAGGAGUGACAAGAAAAGAAAGGAUAGAUCCCCACGAAGUUCAAGGUCAAGGAAGUCAAGGUCACCAAGGUCUCCAGAUUAUGACAAGGAUAUAUUUGGCAGACGUAAAUAUGAUGGUAUUCCAGGCUUGGAUUUUGGACAGGAGACUGAGAAAUCAGAGAAAUCCCCACCAAGGCAAAGAUAUAAGUCAAGGUCACCAGAGGAAUCUAGGCAAAGAUAUAGGUCAAGGUCACCUGAGGAAUCUCCAAGUCGUCAAUACAAUGUAGACCAUCAGUCAUCUUUUAUGUUUAAAGGAAGAGAUAAUGAUCGCAGUGGAGGUGAAUAUCCAGAUUACAGGAAGAAAUUUGAAGAACAGUCCAGAGAGCUGAGAGAGUCUAGUGGAAGCAGAGACAGACAGAGUAUGGAAGGACGAACAGACAGACGAAGUAUGGACAGAAAAUCUGAUAGAAAGUACCUGGAUAGAAAUCCAGAUAGAGACUUGGAGAAAUAUCCAGAUAGAAGUAGGAAUAUAAAUCCUUAUCCUGAAGGACUGCACAGAAACCCGGACAGAAGUACCAGUGAAGACCAGAAAAGUAUGGAGUACCAAGAAAUGCCCAGAGAGAAAUCUCAGAAAGAGGAACUUGAUUUAUUGUAUGGGGACAUUGAUGAUUUUGAUCCUAACAGACAAGAAGAGGAAAGGGUGAAAAAAGGCCUCACUGAAAAUUUAAUGAAAAUCAAAUCCAAAUCUACUGAACCUUUACAGCUGUCAAUAAAGAAGGAAGAUAACUCUAGAUCUCUGAGUCAGAAAAGGAGUGUUUCCCCAAAGUCAGGAAAUCACAGCUCUAUACAGCUCAAAGAAGAGAAAAUACUUCAUAAAGAUGAAAUAAAGAAGGAGAGUUUUACAGAUGAUGAUAAAUCAAGAAGUGAGAGCGUGUCGCCAGUGAAGAAGAAGAAGGCAAAGAAAGUAAAGAACAAAGAUGACAAGGCAGAGAAAAAGAAGAGAAAAAGUCGAGGAAGCAUGUCUCCUCGGGAAAAAAGAUACUAUAAAGACGAAAAAGAUAUGUACAAGAGGGAGAAAGGUAUGGAGGAGAUGGAGGGAGACAGAAAAUACAGAGGUGAAAAGAAAUACAAAAAGAGGAAAGAAUAUCCAGGUGAUGUGGACUCAGAGAAAAAGAGACCUGACAAGAUAGGGUCCAUAGAAGAAGUGGUGAAAUCGAGGUGGGACAGUCCGUCAGAUGAGAAAUAUUACAAAGACUUGAACCCUGUAAGGAAGUCGAGAUUCGAUUCUGAUGAUAAGUAUCAAGAACAAAAGCCUAAGUUGGAGACGGUCUCCAAGUUCCGCAAUACAUUUAAAGAGACCUCGGAGAGAAGGGAGGAUGUGACUAAGGUUAAAGAGGAAACAAAGGUACCACAAAUACAAAAGUCGUCAUCGAGGGAGAGAGAACCAAGAGGUGAACCCAAAAAAUUUAGUCUUCCAUCUAAAGAAGACCUGGAUAGAGAAUUUGAAGGAAUAAGAAUCCACAUUCGAAAUGACAAAUACAGUUCUGUGGAGGAGCAGAAAGGAAGCCUUGGACCGGUGGGCGUGCGACCUUUUGACAGCGUAGAAGAGGACCCUGUCAGCAUCGUGAGUGUCCUACACUCAGAGCAGAUUUACGCUCCCAAACCAGAGCCAGCGUAUCAAGAAGAACUGUUUGAAGUCAAGUUAAAAAGAGAUGACUCCCCUACCCAGCAUGAAAGAUCAAAAUCGAAUUAUCGGAGAAGACGUUCCCAGUCCUCCUCCUCCUCCAGUCGAAGCCGGUCCUCCUCCUACGACAAAAACAAACAUAGUAGAGGACCGCCAUCACAUAAAAAGAGAAGGUCAAGGUCACGCAGUAGUCACAGCAGGUCACCAAGUUCCCAUCGUGGUGGGUCUGGAAGGAAAAGGUCAAGGUCACCUCAUAGUGGUGAUGAAAAGAAAGACAAGAAUGAUAUCGGGAAGAAAAUCUAUGAGAUUAAUCGGUAUAAUAAGAACAGAAUCUUGUCUGAUGGUAAAUCAAUAACUAUCAAACCUUUUGUCAAGCUGGAGAUUGGGUCUCAUGGGAGAGGGGGUGGGAGGGGAAGAGGGGAUUCAAAAUUCAUGGAUAACAGCAGGGGGAGAGGAAAGUAUUUUGAUAACAGUAGAGGGAGGGGGAAGUUUGUUGACCGAGGAAGAGGAAAGUAUGUAGAUAGGGGAAGAGGAAAGUAUGUAGAUAGGGGAAGGGGAAAGUUUAUAGAUAGAGGAAGGGGAAAAUUCAGAGGAAGGGGCCAGUAUCAUGACAGCUAUAAAAGCAGGGGGGACUAUCACAAGGAUCGUUCCUACUCCUCAAAGCGAAGGUCAAGGACCAGAUCGAGGUCAAGGUCAAGAUCUAAAGACAGAUCAAGGUAUAGAUCAAGGGACAGGUCAAGGUCACGCUCAAAACACAGGUCAAGGUCCCCCAAGAAUUCCCGUCCUAAGAGCAGGUCUCCACAGAGGAAGAAGGAGAGCUGGUCCCCGCCGAUUGGUCAGGGUAGUGGUUACUAUGGUCCAAAAGCUGGUAAACCAGGAAAAGCAGACGAUGAUGUAGCAGGGGCUAGUGUUCCCAUGACAACUGGUGCUCCAUCAGCAGAGGGCAAAAGUUCACUAGAUAUGAUGGAAAUAUUUCUGGAGGAAUUGAGGCAGAAGAAAAUGCAAGCAGCUGCAAAUAACAAUUUUUAACUUGAAAAAAAUUUCUGUACAUUUAAAAAAAAUGUCCAUUUUAAUUUUCAUUGAAAUUUGAUAAAGUAUAUCAAAUUCUGUUUUAAAUGUAUGUUAUCAAAUGCUUGUGUUAUUGUUCAUUGGUUUUACUGUGUAAACAAUUGAUGAUUUAGAAAAAUUGUUGCAGUGUCUAUGUAAAGAUUACUUUUCUUGAAAUACCAAAGACCCCAGAAAUAUGGGAUUGAGAAUAAGAGACAUUCAAUUUGUGGUUGUUGUAUAAGGUACUGUAAAGAUUGUGCUCAUAAUCAUGGUAGACUUCAAGUCACUGAACCACUGAGCGAAGUGUAUAUAGUUCUUGUAGACAAUACUUUGUACAAAAAUAUAUCUUUAAAAGAUCUAAACAAUUACCUAGAUUCUCUUUUAUCAGAAGUUUCUUUUAUGUGGAGAUUAUUAAAACUUUAAAAACUUCAA